Messenger RNA from Penicillium maclennaniae, 654 nucleotides. RefSeq names its product glutathione S-transferase family protein. NCBI's taxonomy places the organism in Eukaryota, Fungi, Ascomycota, Eurotiomycetes, Eurotiales, Aspergillaceae. The transcript has a single exon. Bases 1 to 654 code for a protein of 217 amino acids. The record is from RefSeq and is a predicted model, not a curated record.
AUGAAACCAAUUGUUCUUUACGGUCACCAUGCAGGCCCCAAUCCAAGAAAAGUUGCCAUGGUCCUUGAAGAACUCGGAGUGCCCUACAUCCACAAAUUAAUGGAUUUCACGGAGCUCAAGAAGCCCGCCUACGAAGCGAUCAACCCAAACGGACGAGUGCCAGCGAUUCAAGACCCGAAUACAGAGAUCACGUUGUGGGAAUCCGGAGCAAUCAUUGAGUACCUGGUCGGGACCUACGACAAAGAACGAAUCAUCAGCUUUACACCAGGCAGUUCGGAUUAUUAUCACGCCAAACAGUGGCUUUAUUUCCAAGUUUCUGGCCAGGGACCGUACUUUGGACAGGCGGUCUGGUUCAAAGUCCAUCACCAGGAGCGAGUUAUAAGUGCGCUCGAUCGUUAUAUGCGCGAAAUUCGGCGCGUCUUGGCCGUACUGAACCGGUCACUGGACGGUCGAGAAUAUCUGGUCAAUGGGACAUUUAGCUACGUUGAUAUUUCCUUUGUCACAUGGCUUGAGAUUAUUCCUUGGGUGUCGGACGGUUCAAUCAGCCUUGAAAUCGAUUAUCCUGCUGUGUUUGCCUGGUUAAACAGAGUAUCGGGUCACGAUGGCGUGAAAAAGGUUCUGAAUAUGGAAGUCAAGCUCCCCCAAAGGAAGUGA